Molecule: messenger RNA, 909 nt
Organism: Guillardia theta CCMP2712
Lineage: Eukaryota; Cryptophyceae; Pyrenomonadales; Geminigeraceae
Exons: 10
Coding region: 1-909 (302 amino acids)
Source: RefSeq, a predicted model, not a curated record
AUGGGCGAUACGCAGCACACGUUGGGGCUGUUCUCAUACGUUCCCUCCAUCAGUCUCGGUAAGCGUCGAUCGGUCUGCAGGUGUCCAUACAACAGCAAGGCUGGGAGUAUUGAUGACCGACAGAAGGGAAAACAGUUUCUAACAACCCCCUCCAAGAAAGGGAGCACACCCGACGUCACUUUCACAAGGUUCUCAACAGUCUCGGUGGGAACGCCCUACUCGCCGCCAUUGCAGAACUUGCAGAGGGGGGAGAAGAGCUCCAAGGAGAGCGUUUCGCAGCCUCCCUUUCGUCCUUCCAGUCCGACCAAGACCAGCCAGGGCUCAGGAUCAUACUACGGAUGCUUUGGGGUCUGGAAAAACAUGAAGACUACCAACAAUUACGAUAAAGUUCAUGCAAAAUCUCCGGACACAGGCUUGAAGAACUUUUUGAUUCGACCGCCGAAAAAGGGAGGGUGCGGCACGAUUGAGCUGGCGCUGAAACCCUUUGUUCCUUCCUCUCCUCCUCAGAAGGGAACUUACGGCUACAUGAACCUGAACAUUAACGGCAUGUCGAGGCCGAAAGGCUGCGUCGGGGAGUACACCUACCAGUCCGAGCCCCUCGAUCGGUUCAAGAGAGCUGAAGACGCUAGCAAGGAUGUGAAGCCCUUCCGACCCUCCAGCCCUUCAAGGAAGGGAAGGGGAUUCUAUGGAACCUUCACGUGGUCAGGGCAAACGUACAUGUCUGACACAGAUUCGCACUCGAAAGACAUGAAGAAGUCUCCCUCAAACCCCGACCUGCCCAAAUAUGGAGUUUUCAAGCCUUGCUCGGGAUCCAAGUCGUUGCGGGUGACGUCGAUUGCCAACCACCCGCGCAAUCUAGAAGGAGGGCACCCCGUGCUGAUGCAGAGCAGACUGGCUCGGACCAACUGA